Molecule: messenger RNA, 1783 nt
Organism: Prorocentrum cordatum
Lineage: Eukaryota; Dinophyceae; Prorocentrales; Prorocentraceae
Source: the annotation of a GenBank genome assembly
AGGCCGUUCUGGCUGAAUAAUCGGUGCGUUUGGCAACAGAGCCAGAACGUUACCACAGCAUCUGUGGGGUCUCCCAUUGCAUUGCGGAUUAUUUUUGCGUCAGAUCCGCCCGGUACAACGCCAUGGCGGGUAGCCAAAGCAAGAACCUCGUUGGGGGCGUAUGCUUCAAGCCGACGGCAGCCCAGGUAGUUGCAGCCGUCGAGAGCCUUUACGCCGACAAGCUCAAGCCAUUCGGCCGCAUCCUCCUGAAGCGCGUCGGUGAGCACGCGGCCGACAUCACCGCUGCGAACGCCCUGAACGGCAAGACCACCUACGGCUACGUGUCCAUCGACGAGGGGCACAUCCCCCGCAUCGACCCCAAGCACCUGAUGCGCACCUGCAGGCAGUGCCCCCAGCUGCGCGUGGAGUUCCUGGACUCUGGCGAGUACGCGGCGAUGCUCGUGGGAUGCCCGCCGACGUUCGUCGACCCCGGCAGCGACCCCUACCCCCCAGAGCUCUGGGUCGACCUGAUCGUCUACUUCAACGGCCUCGCAGACUCCCACCCGCCGCUCCCGGGCGGCAGGUACAACAGCGCCCGGGCGCUCAAGGCGCGCGACCUGCCGUUCCUGGAGGGCCGCAGCCUCGGGGAGGUCUGCCACAUACUGGCCCUCGCGGUGUCCCAGAAGAAGAUCCUGGGCCACUUCAAGGGCCACACCGUCCCGUACGCGCGCUCGGAGAACGGGCAUAAGGAGUUCUGCGCCUCGGCCGAGCUGCCCGUCUGCACAACGAAGCUGGCGACCGCCGGCAUGCCCGUCGCGACCUGGGAACAGGCCUACCAGGGACUGCAGGAUCGGCUGCUCGCCGAGUCCGCCAGCAAGGGGGCCCACGGGAUCCCCAUGCCGAACGUGAAGCGCCUGUUUCGCUCCAGGCUGGGCCUCGAGCUGAGCGAGACCGCCCUGGGGCACUCGCGGGUGCAGGACUUGCUGCAGGACGAGCGCCUCCACGGCAUCUGCGAGGUGAGGCGCCAGGGCGUCAACAACAAUUACGUCGUGGUGAGGCAGAGCGCCGAGGUCCUCCCGCCGCCCGGCAUUCUGGGCCACUGCGCCGUGCCGCUGCACGAGGCGGAGCCGACCUACGUCCAGCCCUCCUCCUUGUCGGGCGGCUCCUGGCCAGGGAGCGGGGAGCCGCAGCCGGCGUACAUCACGCCCACGCUGCUCGAGAGCAUCCCCCUCGACGCGAAGUGGGCGAGCGACGAGUGGCCGCUGCGGAGCGGGCGGAGCGGGUUCUACGGGCUCGACCCGGAGUGGGCGAGCGGGCCUUUCGGGCUGGAGGUCGACCUGACGCCAUGGGACUCCGCCGAGCCCGGGUACGCGAUGGGACCCCCGGGCCUCGAGGGGUACGGCUUCGGGCGCGGCCUGGCGUGCGCGGCCUACGCGGCGUGAGCCGGCCCUUCCCUCUUCCCCCUCCCCGUCCCCCCGGGGUCUGGGUCUCUCUCUCCCUCCCUCCUCCUCCCUGGCCCUCCCUGCUCCUCCCUGGCGGCCUGUAGCCGCCAGAAUCGCGGCACUCGGUGGAGCCGUUGCCGCCCCGCGGGGCCCCCUCGCGGCGAGCUGCCGCCGCCGCCCGGGCCUCACGGGCCGCCGCCGGGGCGAGCCGCCGCCGCCACCGCCGCCUGGGGCCCGCCCGCACCCUUCGGGCCGGCGGCGUCCUGCUCGGGAUGCCCAGGGCCGAGGCUUCAUGGAGACGCGCCGAUCUCGGCGAGGUUUAAGUUCUGGAGCCCGCGGAGAUGCCAGGCCCCCCCCCGGUG